AUGGCGCAAGUCGUACAACCCCUCGAUCAGCCCUCGUCCUAUCGCGACAGCCGAGCAGAGAUUGACCGAGAGAGUGAAAGGCGGCUACUCGCGCAGUCAAGUACGCUCUAUAUCGGGAACCUGUCCUUCUACACUACCGAGGCUCAAAUGUAUCAAUUAUUCUCCACCUGCGCCCGCCCAGAAGAAGGAGGCGGUGUCAAGCGAAUUAUCAUGGGGCUAGACAGGAACCAGAAAACGCCAUGCGGCUUUGCAUUCGUCGAAUACUAUCUCCACUCCGAAGCGGUCGAUUCCAUGCGGUAUAUCUCGGGAACGAAGCUGGAUGAGCGGAUAAUACGGUGUGACCUUGAUCCGGGAUACAAGGAUGGGCGGCAGUAUGGGCGGGGAAAGACGGGUGGGCAGGUCAGGGACGAGUUUAGGCAGGAAUACGAUAGUGGGCGAGGCGGAUGGGGUCACCAGCGACUGGAAGAGGAGCGGAGACGACAAGAGCAGGAGCGGAUUCGCGAGCAGAUGCAGGUCGAGACAUAUGCUGCGCCCGCGGAUAUCCCGAAAGGAGAGGGACAGGGCGAAGAGGACCGGUUCAAAAGGGAGAGAAGUGAGGAUGAGGAUGUGGAAAGGCGGGAUGACGAUAAGCGAUUCCGAGGAGAAUAG
Messenger RNA from Dioszegia hungarica, 648 nucleotides. Its product is annotated as putative 20 kDa nuclear cap binding protein. Bases 1 to 648 code for a protein of 215 amino acids. NCBI's taxonomy places the organism in Eukaryota, Fungi, Basidiomycota, Tremellomycetes, Tremellales, Bulleribasidiaceae. The transcript has 6 exons. The record is from RefSeq and is a predicted model, not a curated record. Gene Ontology annotation, biological process: mRNA cis splicing, via spliceosome. Gene Ontology annotation, cellular component: nuclear cap binding complex. Gene Ontology annotation, molecular function: RNA cap binding.